AGCCACGCGUUUAGACAUGCAAGGAGGAAGAAGGGUGAGAAUCAGCUUCACCUUGGCGUAAGACUUCGAAUGCAAACCACAAGAGGAGAAAAACUAGAACAUGGCGUUUGGAGCAGCUGCCACUGCCACUGCCACUGCCAUGGCAUCUAAGUUUGCUGGAAGGAUCGGUAAUCCAAUUCGACUAUCAACUUCUCAGCUUCCCAAGCUCCGCCUCCAUCGCACUCCUUUGCUUCUUCCGCAACCGUUCUCCGCAUUUUGGACCAAUCAACCCCGAUUGAAAUUCCAAAUUUGCGCUAUUAGUGAAUCUGCAGUAGAUCCUGUUUCUUCGAACAGAGAGCAUGGAGAACGAUCGCCUGAAAGUUGGAAGAUCAAAAUGCUCUAUGAUGGAGAUUGCCCACUCUGCAUGCGUGAGGUUAAUAUGCUGAGGGAGAGGAAUAAGCGAUAUGGCACAAUCAAGUUUGUUGACAUAAGUUCAGAUGAUUACACCCCAGAAGAAAAUCAGGGCCUUGACUACAAAACCGUUAUGGGAAGAAUCCAUGCUAUCCUUGCAGAUGGUACCGUGGUCAGAGAUGUGGAAGUCUUUAGAAGACUUUAUGAACAAGUUGGUCUUGGAUGGGUAUAUGCCGUUACAAAAUAUGAACCAGUUGGAACAUUAGCCGAUGCUGUAUAUGGUCUCUGGGCAAAAUAUCGUCUUCAAUUGACAGGUCGGCCACCGCUAGAAGAUAUUCUGGUUGCACGGAAGAAAAACAAGGAUGAAGUAUGUAAUGACAGCAAGGCUUGCAAGGCGUAAUCCUUCUACACGGGAUGACAAUUCUCACUUGGUCAUUGGAUUACCAGAAAGGGAGAGAGCUAGUAGACGUUUCUUUUACAUUCCUGUAUACAUGGCUGCCUUAUAGACUCGUAACAAUACUUUAUACGUAGUCCACAAAAUGUCAAAUGUACUCUAGUAGAUAUCAUAGGCACUUCUUCCCAGCUCUCCUUGUACUCAACAAUCUCGUUGGUAUUGAUUUCUGCUUCUAUUUAUA
Molecule: messenger RNA, 1025 nt
Organism: Cucurbita maxima (winter squash)
Lineage: Eukaryota; Viridiplantae; Streptophyta; Magnoliopsida; Cucurbitales; Cucurbitaceae
Exons: 8
Coding region: 101-790 (229 amino acids)
Molecular function (GO): protein-disulfide reductase activity
Source: RefSeq, a predicted model, not a curated record